AUGCAGGUCAUCGCUGCUGGUCUUCCACGAUGCGCAACAUCUUCACUUCAAGCUGCUCUGGAAUCUCCCCAUCUGGGAUAUUUCCCCUGCAUGCACAUGGCCCAUGUGAUGCCCAGCAAUGAGCGUGCCGAAAUCGUCAUCGAAGCCAUGCAAGAAAGCGACAAGAAGAAGCGACAGGCACUCCUACACAGGAUUUUCGACGGCUACAAGGCCUCUGCCGACUUUCCUGGGUUCUGGUUCAUCGAAGACCUUAUGGACAUGUACCCAGACGCCAAGCUGAUACUGAAUCAGCGAAAGGGAGGCGACGAGUCUUGGCUGCAGAGCUGGAACAACAGCCUUGCGUUCUUCCGCACCUGGACGUAUCUGCUGCUCUGCCUGCCCGUCAAAAACGACCGUCUUCACUGGCAUAUGCACCAAAUAGCAAAGAAGCAGAUAGGCAAGCGGUGGCACACAAAGGAUCUAGAUGGCUUCUAUGACGCAUACCAGACGUUUGUGCUCGAAGAGGCCAGGAAGCGAAACCGUGAGGUAUUGACUUGGACGGCCGAGGAUGGCUGGGAGCCGCUGUGCAAGUUCCUGGGCAAGGGUGUGCCAAAGGAGGAGCCAUUUCCCUGGGUCAACGACGCUGCAACCAUGACGCUCAUCAAGAGGAUCCUCAUCGCGAGGGGAGUUGCAUCGUGGCUGGCAAUCUUUGGCAGUGCUUAUGCGGCAUGGACUUAUGGACCAGUUCUUGUGCAGAAUGCAUCGCAUCUCGCUCAGCACCGGCUGCGGCACGCUCGUCAGCUGCUGUAA
Molecule: messenger RNA, 789 nt
Organism: Trichoderma reesei QM6a
Lineage: Eukaryota; Fungi; Ascomycota; Sordariomycetes; Hypocreales; Hypocreaceae
Exons: 1
Coding region: 1-789 (262 amino acids)
Source: RefSeq, a predicted model, not a curated record